AUGGUAGGAAAUCUGACUAAGGAAGCGCUCAAUCGUUUAUCGCAACCCAAUUCCGUACAAUCGCGUCUCAAGAGGCCCCGGGUUGUUUAUGCCAACCCUCGAACGCCUCGGCCUUUCAUGCGGCAUCCGAAACUUCUUUUCUUUGUUGCGCUCCUGCAGAGGAGGAACGCCUUUGGGUCUAUCGCCGCGGACCCAGACUCCAAUCAGAAAGCAAGCUUGGCUCCUGUAGUCAGUCCAGCGAAAAAGCAUAAACAAGACGACCGUCUGAUUACACCAAAUGCUGAGCAACCACCAAAGCUUGCUCCACACAGCUACAUAGCUACAAAACAUUAUCCAUCCUAUCCAGCAACGAGGCCAUCCUCGAAAAAGAAUGCUUCUGCUGCUUUUAAGAUGGAUACCAAUCGCCUACAAACAAAAUCAAACGAGGCUUCUACAACAGACAAGGAAACAAAGCGACGAAAGGGCGCCACAAACCUUGACGACAUGGACUUCAUGAAAUGGUGCAACCAAGUGCUGGGAAUAUAUAGCAUCCUAGAGAUUCAUACGUUCGAGUACUAUGACUAUAUGAAAGCUCUACCAGAUGGAGAUUGGGAUGAGGAACUGGAUGAUGACCGACUAUUUGUAGAUAACCUUCCUAUACUUCCGGUUCGUGGGUUGGCGGCCAGUCGCGACAUAACGGAGGGCGAGACUGUCAUUCGAAUCCCCAUCAAAGCGCUUCUAAGCGUUGCGACAACAAUUGAUCAAGAUCCUGUACUCGGACGCGUGAUGGGACCCGAAGUUCGACACGCUAAUGGCUGGACGACAGAGGGAGAAGAGGAGGCCUCGUUUUUGAUCGAAAUGCCUUUGCUGGCUGUGGCUCUACUGCAUCAUCGCAAACUCGGUCCGACUUCUCCUCUCGCAGCAUAUAUACAGAUGCUGGAAAGCUCACCUAUAGAUUCCAUGCCUUUUCUUUGGUCAGCCGAACGGCUGAAGCAGGAUGCCUCCGAGGGGAUCCGUACAGUGGCUCGUGGAAUACGACGUGAAAUGCAAAAUAUGUACAUAACCUUUUUGGAAGUUCUCAUCCAACAGUCUCCAGACAUUUUUGGCCCUGAGACAGAAGGGGAAGAACAUUUUUUUUCUAUAGAAAAUUUUCAAUGGGCCUUUGCUAUGGUGAACUCUCGGCACUGGGAAUUGCCGAUCGAAGAGCUGGAAUCCCAUGACGCGAGCAAUUUCGCAACACCUCCGAAAACUGCACCAAUAGAGCACGAAGAAGAAGAUCAUCAGGGAAUUCCACCGGCUAGCAUUCCAACCGACAUUUGGACAAAAGAGAUCGGUGAGAUCAACGUUGAAGAAGAUGCUGGAGCUGUGGUCAGCCAUUCGUUUCUAGCUCCAGUGGCGGAUUUGCUCAAUUUUGGGCCGCCCUGCACACGAGGAAUAUACGUUAAAGAAACACAUACCUUUGAAAUUGUGGCUACCUGCUCGUUUAGUAAAGGGCAAGAAGUGACCUUCUGGUACAGCGACGAGUGUGACGAUGUCAUGGUUGGUGUUUACGGCUUUACGCAUCCCAUUGUUCCGCGUUGUCCUAGUGCUGAGGAAUACCGAAGACUUGGGGAAGACUGGAAAAAUAGGGCGAAUGACCUGGAAAGUCUUCUAAAAGUUGCCUACGAAAAUUCAGAUGCUUGCAAUACUGAGCUUCGAAUUGUGGAAGAUAUUCUGGACGAUUGUGACUGUUGCAAAGACGACGCUCGUGAAAGACGGAUACCUCGGUUGCGUCAUGAGAACUCGGAGAAUCAUGGAUCGCCACAGCAAGAGGAUAUAGCGCGACACGGCAUCCGCAAAGGGAAUAGAGAUUCUCAGCCCAAGUCCCGGAAUUCAGAAUUCUAG
Phaeodactylum tricornutum CCAP 1055/1 is the source of this 1863-nucleotide messenger RNA. RefSeq lists its product with no specific name. NCBI's taxonomy places the organism in Eukaryota, Bacillariophyta, Bacillariophyceae, Surirellales, Neidiaceae. Gene Ontology annotation, molecular function: protein-lysine N-methyltransferase activity. Gene Ontology annotation, biological process: peptidyl-lysine monomethylation. The record is from RefSeq and is a predicted model, not a curated record. The transcript has a single exon. The coding region runs from base 1 to 1863 and encodes 620 amino acids.